Messenger RNA from Cordyceps fumosorosea ARSEF 2679, 1047 nucleotides. RefSeq names its product DNA repair protein RAD51. NCBI's taxonomy places the organism in Eukaryota, Fungi, Ascomycota, Sordariomycetes, Hypocreales, Cordycipitaceae. The record is from RefSeq and is a predicted model, not a curated record. Bases 1 to 1047 code for a protein of 348 amino acids. Gene Ontology annotation, molecular function: double-stranded DNA binding; ATP hydrolysis activity; DNA strand exchange activity. The transcript has 3 exons. Gene Ontology annotation, biological process: DNA recombinase assembly; mitotic recombination; DNA strand invasion. Gene Ontology annotation, cellular component: condensed nuclear chromosome.
AUGGCUGAGGAAUAUGAUGAAGCUCAAAUGGGCGAGGAGGGCCAGAUGGGCGGCCCGGGAGCUCCCACUCCCCUCAGUGCUCUUGAAGGAAUUGCCGGAUUGACGAAGCGAGAUAUCCAACUGGUCGUCGAUGGUGGCUUCAACACUGUCGAGGCCGUGGCGUAUACCCCGCGCCGGAUGCUGGAACAGAUCAAAGGCAUUUCGGAACAGAAAGCUACCAAGAUUCUCGCCGAAGCUUCGAAGCUUGUCCCCAUGGGCUUUACCACCGCGACAGAAAUGCACCAGCGACGAAGCGAGCUCAUCUCCAUCACCACGGGCUCAAAGAACCUCGACACUCUUCUCGCCGGUGGUAUCGAGACCGGUUCCGUGACCGAGCUCUUCGGCGAGUUCCGCACCGGCAAGAGCCAAAUCUGUCACACCCUCGCUGUGACGUGCCAGCUGCCCUUCGACAUGGGCGGCGGCGAGGGCAAGUGCCUGUACAUUGACACCGAGGGCACGUUCCGCCCCGUCCGCCUGCUCGCCGUGGCCAACCGCUUCGGGCUCUCGGGCGAGGAGGUGCUCGACAACGUCGCCUACGCGCGCGCUUACAACUCGGACCACCAGCUACAGCUGCUGAACCAGGCGGCGGCCAUGAUGUGCGAGACGCGCUUCUCGCUGCUCAUCGUCGACAGCGCGACUGCGCUCUACCGCACCGACUUCUGCGGCCGCGGCGAGCUGUCCAACCGCCAGACGCACCUGGCCAAGUUCAUGCGCACGCUGCAGCGCCUGGCCGACGAGUUCGGCGUGGCGGUGGUGAUCACGAACCAAGUCGUGGCGCAGGUGGACGGCGGGCCCAGCGCAAUGUUCAACCCGGACCCCAAGAAGCCGAUUGGCGGCAACAUCAUCGCGCACGCGAGCACGACGAGAAUCAGCCUGAAGAAGGGUCGCGGGGAGACGCGCAUUGCCAAGAUUUACGACAGUCCCUGCUUGCCGGAGAGCGAUACCCUGUUUGCCAUUGGUGAAGAUGGUAUCGGCGACCCGGCCCCCAAGGAUAUGGAAAAGGACUGA